Molecule: messenger RNA, 1103 nt
Organism: Monascus purpureus
Lineage: Eukaryota; Fungi; Ascomycota; Eurotiomycetes; Eurotiales; Aspergillaceae
Source: the annotation of a GenBank genome assembly
CUAAGAUCCCUAUUGGUCAGUUCAAUGCAUUCAUGGGCUCCACAACCCCCACAUUCACUCCAAUCGACCCCAAUGUCACUGAAGGCAUUCCCGAUGGUGACCCGCGCCUGGCCGAGCUGGAACCAGGCCAGCGACUGCGACUGCUUGCACACCAGCCAUUCCCUCAAACCCCUAGGGGCCUUCAAGCACCAGACCUCCUGCUUGGGCUCUUUCAAGAAUUCAUGGGAACGCCUCAGGCUGAAUUUCGAAGCGCAGAACAGCGUGAGUGCCUCUACCAUCUGCUGAAGCCAACCCCAUUCCUUCUCAUGGCAUUACCAACUGCUGGAGGCAAGACCACCCUGUUUCUGCUUGCUGCAAGCCUUGCCUGGGCGCAUACUACUGUCCUGGUGGUUCCCCUUGUUUCAUUGAAGCUGAACCUGCAAUCUAAGCUUCAAAACCUAGGUCUGCCAUGGGUGAAUUGGGAGGAUCAGCAUGAGGAGACCCCUCCUACCCGGCUAGUGCUAGUAUCCAUUGAGUCUGCUGUCAGCCAGGUCUUCAUUAACUGGGCCAUGCAGCUCUACCACCAAAACGCCCUGGACCGCAUUAUUUUUGAUGAGGCCCAUCUCAUCCCCCUGGCCCGCAGCUAUCGGGGGGUGAUGAAUGAUGUAAACCGCCUGAGCCAGAUCCCAGUCCCCAAAGUCUUUGCCUCGGCCACCAUGACCCAGCCUGCCCUGGACCAGCUCCGCCACCAAUUCCUCCUGCCAGCCCACCUUCCCCUGGUGGUCCGUGGCCGGGCAGAUCCCCCUAGGGGUCAGGUGAUCAUCUACCUUCCCUAUAAGGGCAUGGUGGAGGAGUUCCAUCAGGCCUAUCCCCAGGAGACAGCCUAUUUCCAUGCCAGCAUGCCAGAGGAAGACAAGACAAGGCAGGUGGAGAGCUUUGACCAAGGGCAGAAGCUCGUGCUCCUUGGGACAGCUGCCAUCGGGGAAGGAUAUGACUUUGCUCAUACUGCCAUGGUCAUUCACUGGGGGACCAGGUGGGGCAUCAGCCAGUUCCUUCAAGCUACAGGGCGUGCGGCGCGGGGUGCUGGGGAGAUUGGCUGGUCAUAUGCCAUCAUCCCCCCUUGA